UUCUUUUAACAACCCGACCAGCUUCUCCGAGAAGCAGCCGACGCUCAAGUGACCAUCACGCUCCCACCUUUCUUCGUCAGUCCGCGCUCACAAUAAACCCUAUUAAAAAAAAAGAAAGGAGAAAAAAAAGGAAAAAGAAAAUCCUCACUCUCUCAUGUCGACUCCUUCUCAGUCCAAUGGAGAUGACGCCUUCAGCCUUCGGAUCGUCACUCUCGAUUACUACAUGUCGCCGCCGAUCCCCGAUCUCGGCCUCUCCUACAGCAGCUUCCAAGGUAGAAGUGUGGAGGAGGUCCCUGUUAUAAGGAUUUAUGGCUCCACUCCCGCGGGACAGAAGGCUUGCCUUCACAUUCACCAGGUCUUACCAUAUUUGUAUAUUCCAUGUCCGGACAAUGCACUUAAAAGUCCAGAAGAAGGUCAGAAAUUUGUACAUACUCUAUCAAAUGCCCUCGAGAAGGCUUUAAAGUAUAAAGGGAAUUCCACUUCUAAAAGACAACAUGUGCAUGAGUGUUGCCUUGUUCGAGCAAAGAAGCUCUAUGGUUAUUACCCAUCGGAUGACCUGUUUAUAAAGAUCUAUUUAUAUUAUCCUCAUGAAGUUGGUCGUGCUGCUAGCAUGCUUUUGGAUGGUGCUGUUCUCAGAACAAACUUUCAGCCUUAUGAAUCUCAUAUUCCUUAUCUACUUCAAUUUUUGGUUGAUUAUAAUUUAUACGGAAUGAGUCAUAUACAUCUUUCAAAGUUUAAAUUCCGUCCUCCAGUACCAGAUGCAUAUAUCCCUACGGUACCUUGCUUCCAGGGACAUGGUCUGCAGGUACUAGAAAUUUUGGUUUCCGUUGCAUUUUAUUUGGUGGUCUCUCUGAGCCUUAUUGGUGAUAUUAUCUGGCCAGAGUCAUCUAUUGAGGGUGGAGUUGGAGAUAAGUCCAAUCACCUCUUUAGGCGCCAGAGUAUCUGUGCUCUCGAAGUGGAUGCCAGUGUAAAUGGCAUUCUCAACGAGAAAUGUAAAAUGUACACAUCUCUUUCUCAGACUAGAGCUGAGGUUAAAAUGGUCCAAUCACUUGUGCCAAUUUGGGAGGAGGAAUAUGAACGAUCAGGAAUACCAGAUGCAAUACCUUAUCCUGAUUCGUGCAAGCCUACUCCUGCGAAUGUUCUUGGUUGUUUCAACCAUGGACUCGAAUAUGAAAAGGCUCUUAUUGAUUUAUAUAUGAGGAUAGAUAAAAUAUUUCCUUCUCAAGUUUCUGCUAUCAAAGAGGAUGGGGAUAAAUAUUCUCCCAGUUCCUGCAGUCCUUUUCAGGAGCCUUUGAAGUCUUCCACUGAAGGAAGUAACAAUGCUGCUCUGCCAUGUAGACCUUUUUCUCAAGAUAGAGAAAAUGCUACAUUGUCUGAAAUGUGCAGAAAUGCAGAAAUGGAGACUUUAGAUGCAGAAGCCCUUGGGCUUCUAAGAUGGCUUGCAUCGUCGCAAGCUGCUGUAGAUGUUACUGUUGAUGAUGACAUCACUCAUGAAGCAAUUUUAAGUCCAAUAUUGUCUGCAAAAUCCUACAAGGAGGCACUGGAGCUCGAUUCUCUUGAAGGUUUUCGUGGGACUGAGGGAUCAACGGGACAAUUGCCCCAUUCUACUGAUCAAGAUUUAACAAUCAGUACUUCAUCAGGUAACGCGAUCCCUCAAGCUGAUGGUUCAUUUGAUGAUGAUUUGAGUACUCAUCAGAAAGGUCAUCUUUCUGAAGCUAAUAUGACUAGUGGAAGAGAUAAAUAUUCUGUCCGUGAGGUGGAGAGGUGCAGCAGUACAGGAUCCAGCAAAAAGCAAAAAAGAAAUAAGCUUUUGCGGGGCCCUCUACCUUUUUCCUUUAAACAGGAGGGGCAGAAAAGUUCUGAACCUGCUUGCUUGGCUUCUCCUUAUGACCAAGAUAUGAAAAGUGAUUGUGAAUCUAGUUUUUCAUCUGGGAGCAAAAUGAAUAGACGUUGUGACACAGCUCUGAAGACCUAUGAUGAAAAAGGAGAACUUGCAGCGCUAAAUUCUGUUAGGGACUUGAUGAGGAGAAAACGUUGCCUUCGAACUGAGCAAUUAGACACUGUGGUAAAAAAUAUUGAGAUGAUGGAUCUUUGUACAGAGGAACUAAUACAUCACAAAUCUGAGUCAGAGAUAUGCACUGUUGUACCUCAGGAGUGUCCUACCAUCAAAUCAUGUAGUAUGGCCCAGGCUAGCAGGGUUCGAGAGAAAUUAUCACACAGCAAACCUUGCAUUCACCCUGUACACACAGAUGGAGGUCAGUCUCUGCACAGUGACCUUUGUUCACCAACAAACCAGAUGUCAUCAGUAUCAUUUUUAAGAAAUCAAGCCAUGCAAUCAAAUAUGCCACCAUAUAAAAAGCUACAUCUUCAACAAGAAUCUGCCGAUGGAGGUUGUGUUGGAGCUAACAAUGAAUCACAGGGUUUUGUGCAGAAAUCUAUGUCUCUUUUUGUUGAAAAUUUAAAUGUUGAUGGUUUGGAGUUUCAUAAGUUUAAUAAACAAUUUGCUGACGGACCACAUGAGGAAAAGAUGGGUAUCUGUAAAAGAAAUUUGACUACCAUUAAUGUUCAACAGCCAGUAAUGCAUGAUACAAAAGAGCACAAGAAUGACCUGGACAAUGAGAUUACUGAACACAUAAAUAGUCCAUUGAAUCGUGACCUCUAUACAUGCAAUAAUUUGAGCAAGCUAACAGAUACAGGAUACAUUGAGAUGACUUUUAGCACGAGACCUCCCUCUAGAGAUGAGUUGGGCGAUCUUUCAGGGGAUUCUGCUGGGAUAAUGGCACAUGCUGAGGACAGUGUAUGCAUCAAUACUGGUAGGCAAUGUGAAGAUGACGUUCUUCCAUUUUUUUCACGGAAUUUUGAAGAUGGGAAGUCAAUGAAAUUGUUGAAUGAUGAAAAUCUUAUUUUUCAUCAAGACUCUGCGCUAGGUGUCCCAAUUCACUUUCAAAAUGAUGGUUCAGUUUUGUACUUGCUGACUCAUGCAUUUUUGCCGCCAACUCUGGAGUCUGUUGAGCAGUGGCUUUUGGAAGGAAUGCAAGGAAAUCAUCUGAAUCUUUCUGCAGGAAACGCUUGUGGUGAAGUUUCAGCGAACGCUAUUGAUUCUCAUUGUUUGAAGCCUGACCUAUCAAGUCAAGCAAGCAUAGAAGUUAUGGGGGCUAAGAAUCAUGAUUCCCGAGUUGACGUCAGUUCUACUGGGAAACAAGGGACAUCUCUACAUUUUAAGGGAAAUGUUAUUAACAAUGACUUUCAUGAUCUCUCUCAGAUUUCAGGUCCAUAUAAAGAGGAUAAAUUGGGUCUCACACCGCUUAGCCAAACUGGUUUUCGUGACCCUGCAAGUAUUGGUGGUGGACAGCAACUUACAGUAUUAAGCAUGGAGGUGCUGGCAGAAUCAAGAGGAGACCUACUACCUGACCCCAAAGUUGAUGCCAUCAAUGUUAUAUCUCUUGCAAUUCAGGAGGAUUCAAAUCAUGCAAUUGAAGUUCAUAUUCUUAUGCGUUGUAACAGUGAUGAACUAUUUCGCAGACAUGUUGAUGGAGUUUCCAAUUGCCAGUUUAGUAGCUUCAAUGAUGAAAAGCUCUUGUUGGACCACUUUGUGGGGAUGAUUACUUCGUUUGACCCAGAUAUUCUAAUGGGCUGGGAAAUUCAAGGUGGCUCUCUUGGUUUUCUUGCUGAAAGAGCAGCACAUCUUGGUGUAAAUUUACUUAAGAAAAUAUCUCGCGUACCUUCCCAUGAAACAAAAUUCAAAGCCAGUGAUUUGGCUAACCCUGAACCGAGUAAUGAACAGAAUAUGAUGUUAGUUUCUGAUACUGUUCCUGAUGUUUCAAUAAUUGAAGAUGAAUGGGGUCGCACGCAUGCCAGUGGCAUACAUGUAACUGGAAGGAUUGUGCUUAAUAUUUGGCGGUUGAUGAGGGCUGAGCUAAAUCUUAACAUGUAUAGUGUCGAAGCUGUGGCUGAGGAAGUUCUGAGGCGUAAGAUUCCAUCAAUUUCAAGUCAAGUGCUGAAAAAUUGGUUCUUAAGUGGUCCAGGCCGAGCAAGAUAUCGAUGUAUUGAAUAUGUCAUAGAGAGGGCCAAACUUAAUCUUGAGAUAAUGAAUCAGCUGGACAUGAUUAAUCGAACGUCUGAGCUCGCUCGGGUUUUUGGCAUCGACUUCUUCUCUGUUCUUUCUAGAGGGUCGCAGUUUCGUGUUGAAUCUAUGCUCUUAAGGUUGGCUCAUACACAAAAUUAUCUUGCUAUAUCACCGGGAAAUCAGCAGGUAGCUGCUCAACCUGCAAUGGAGUGUUUACCACUUGUGAUGGAACCAGAAUCUGGCUUCUAUGCUGACCCGGUUGUAGUAUUAGAUUUCCAAUCCCUUUACCCGUCAAUGAUAAUAGCAUACAACCUUUGUUACAGUACAUGCUUGGGAACAGUUGCUUCUUUCAAAGCAAAUAUACUUGGCGUCACCUCUUAUUUGGCAGAUCCACUGCUUUUGAAGGAUUUAAAACAACAACUGCAGCUGACUCCAAACGGCAUCAUGUAUGUCUCGUCGAAGGUACGUAGAGGUGUACUACCCCGUCUCUUAGAAGAAAUAUUAUCAACUAGGAUAAUGGUAAAGAAGGCAAUGAAGAAACUAGAGCCUUCACAAAAAGUUUUACAAAGGAUAUUUAAUGCACGUCAACUUGCUCUGAAACUGAUAGCAAAUGUGACUUAUGGCUAUACUGCUGCUGGCUUUAGUGGCCGCAUGCCUUGUGCAGAACUUGCAGAUAGUAUUGUCCAAUGUGGUAGAAGAACAUUGGAAAGAGCAAUCUCAUUUGUGAAUCAACAUGAUAAAUGGAAAGCUAGGGUUGUCUAUGGUGAUACUGAUAGCAUGUUCGUGCUUCUUAAAGGCCGGUCAAGGGAAGAGGCAUUCAGAAUAGGAAAUGAGAUUGCCUCUGCAAUAACUUCAAUGAAUCCAGACCCAGUCACUCUAAAAAUGGAAAAAGUUUAUCACCCAUGCUUUCUUCUUACCAAGAAACGUUAUGUUGGUUACAGCUAUGAGACUCCUGAUCAAGAGAAGCCCAUUUUUGAUGCAAAAGGUACCGAAACAGUACGCAGAGACACGUGUCCAGCUGUUGCAAAGACUUUGGAGCGGUCUAUAAGAUUGUUUUUCGAGCAUCAAGAUAUAUCAGCAAUUAAAACUUAUUUGCAACGUCAAUGGAGAAGAAUUUUAUCCGGAAAAGUUUCACUUCAGGAUUUUGUGUUUUCGAAGGAGGUUAGGUUGGGUACAUACAGUUCCAGAGCUUCUACUCUCCCUCCUGCAGCAAUAGUUGCAACCAAAGCUAUGCAAAAUGAUCCCAGAGCGGAGCCUCGGUAUGGAGAGCGAAUACCUUAUGUUGUUAUACAUGGGGAACCCGGUGCUAGGCUUGUAGACAUGGUCGUCAGUCCAUAUGUACUUUUAGAUAUCAAUUCUGCAUAUAGAUUGAAUGAAUUAUAUUAUAUCAAGAAACAGAUAAUUCCAGCAUUGCAGCGGGUCUUUGGUCUUGUUGGUGCUGACCUUAACCAAUGGUUUUCAGAUCUUCCUCGCCUGGUUAGACCAACCUUGGCUAAACGCCAUAAUAUUGUCCCUCGUUCAGAGUCUUUGAAUGAAAUUGAUAGUGACAUCAGAUCCGAAAGUUCUAAGAUGUUACCAUCCAAAAGAAGAAGGAUAGAUGCCUAUUAUAUCUCAAAGCAUUGCACUUUGUGCGGUAAGCUGGCUCAGGCAUCAGCCUAUUUAUGCGAUCAGUGCUCAAUGAAAGAAUCUCUUGUUGCAGCAGCUGUGAUUGGGAACACAUCUAAAUUGGAGAGGGAGAUCCAACAUUUGGUUUCUAUAUGUAGGCACUGUGGUGGUGGUGAUUGGAUAAUAGAAGGCGGAGUAAAGUGCACCUCACUUGCAUGUUCAGUUUUUUAUGAGAGGCGAAAAAUCCAGAAAGAAUUACAAGCCACUUCCUCUUUGGCAGCAGCAGCAGAAUUCUAUCCAAGGUGCAUGGUGGAGUGGUUUUAACUUGUAAAUACUCAUGUGUACUAUGAUGUAUUCUUCUUGUAGAUUAGCUCUGUACAUAUGUUGAUUGUUGUAUUUUACAUGUACAAUACAUUAGAAAUGUACCAUAUGUUCCAAUUAAUAAUUAUAUUCUAAUAAAUCCUUCACUUGCCUAAACAAUUACUCGACAAAGACACUUCAGAAACAGCAGCGUGCUUCCCAUUACUCAAAAGCCAAAUAGUUGG
This is a messenger RNA of Asparagus officinalis (garden asparagus), 6216 nucleotides long. RefSeq names its product DNA polymerase zeta catalytic subunit. Lineage: Eukaryota; Viridiplantae; Streptophyta; Magnoliopsida; Asparagales; Asparagaceae. Gene Ontology annotation, biological process: error-prone translesion synthesis; double-strand break repair via homologous recombination. Gene Ontology annotation, molecular function: DNA binding; nucleotide binding; DNA-directed DNA polymerase activity. Gene Ontology annotation, cellular component: nucleus; zeta DNA polymerase complex. The record is from RefSeq and is a predicted model, not a curated record.